This is a messenger RNA of Echinops telfairi (small Madagascar hedgehog), 504 nucleotides long. RefSeq names its product leptin (gene LEP). NCBI's taxonomy places the organism in Eukaryota, Metazoa, Chordata, Mammalia, Afrosoricida, Tenrecidae. Gene Ontology annotation, biological process: lipid metabolic process; positive regulation of TOR signaling; response to insulin. Gene Ontology annotation, cellular component: extracellular region. The record is from RefSeq and is a predicted model, not a curated record. The coding region runs from base 1 to 504 and encodes 167 amino acids. The transcript has 2 exons. Gene Ontology annotation, molecular function: peptide hormone receptor binding; hormone activity.
AUGCGGUGUGCCACCCUGUGCCGGCUCCUGUGGCUUGUGCCCCUUCUGACCAACAUCCACUCGGUGCCCAUCCAGAUGGUCCAAGAUGACACCAGGAUCCUAAUCAAGACCAUUAUCACCCGGAUCAAUGACAUCUCCCACAUGCAGUCCAUCCACUCCAAGCCCAGGGUCACCGGCUUGGACUUUCUCCCCGGGCCCCACCCUGUCCUGAGCCUGUCAAAGGCGGCCGAGACCUUGGCGAUCUACCAGCAGGUCCUCACCAAUCUGCCUUCCACCAGCAUGAUCCAAAUAGCCAACGACCUGGAGAACCUCCGUGACCUGCUGUACCUGCUGGCGGCGUCCAAGAGCUGCCCUGUCCCCACGGCCAGUGGCCUGGGAAACUUGAAGAUCCCCGAUGGGGUCCUGGAGGCCUCGCUCUACUCCACCGAGGUGGUGGCCCUGAGCCGGCUGCAGGGCUUUCUGCAAGAUACGCUGCGGCAGCUGGACCUCAGCCCCCAGUGCUGA